AUGACCUUUGAGACAUACAAUGAGUCGGGAAAAGCCAUCUUCGGCGAUAACCCACAACUAGAUCUAAUACACCAGAACCCCGAGUAUCCUUUCGCUCACGAGGCCGGUGUCUUUAUCCCAGAAGAGAAUGCCUUAUUCAUUACGAGCAAUCAAUUCGACGAUACCACAUCUGGAAAAAAGAGAAUUCAAAUAAGCAAGGUGAAGCUCUCUACAGACGGAGUGGCGCUGGGUUGCGAAGAGAUUGAUGCACCUGCGGUGCUAAUGGCCAAUGGUGGUGUUAACUACAAGGGGGGAGUACUCUUCUGUUCACAAGGAUCAAUGGAAUCACCAGGAGGGCUUGUUUUAAUGGAGCAAAAACCGCCGUACCGCUGUUCGACACUCAUCAGCUCAUUUCACGGCCGAGACUUCAACUCUGUUAAUGAUGUGGUUGUUCACUCCGAUGGGUCUAUCUGGUUUACAGAUCCAGUCUAUGGUUUUGAACAAGGAAUACGUCCCAAGCCAAGACUGCCGAGUCAGGUCUACCGAUACCAUCCUAGCAGUGAGUCAAUACGUGCCAUGGCAGAUGGAUUUGGCAGACCGAAUGGCAUCUGCUUCAGUCCCGAUGAGAAGGUUGUCUACAUAACGGAUACAGACUGGAUUCACGGUGAUGGAACAACUGACGACAGUCGUGUGUCACAUAUAUACGCUUUCGACGUCAGCACAUAUUCAGGUCAACCGUUUCUUAUUAAUCGCCGACUCUUUGCUAUGGCGGACACCGGCAUACCCGAUGGAAUCAAGUGCGACACGAACGGGAACGUCUACAGUGGAUGUGGCGACGGUGUGAAUAUCUGGUCCGCGGGAGGCGUCUUGCUGGGAAAGAUCCUUAUUGAGGGCGGUGUUGCGAACUUUUGUUUUGGUGCUAACGGACAGAUUUUCAUGCUCAACGAGUUCAAAAUUUGGCGAGCUCAGUUGGCUAGUGGUGUGAAAGGGGCAUUAUUAAGCAUUUAA
Molecule: messenger RNA, 987 nt
Organism: Fusarium sp. VM40
Lineage: Eukaryota; Fungi; Ascomycota; Sordariomycetes; Hypocreales; Nectriaceae
Source: the annotation of a GenBank genome assembly